AUGGAUAACAUGGAAGUUGAUGAUUCAGCAAAAGAACAAGAGACUGCUUUUUCUCUUGACAUUUUGUCGUUAAUUAACGAAGCACGUAACACGUAUGGACUUCGACACCAAGAUUACAAUCGAUACAGACAAUAUUGUAUGAAAAAAAUUUAUCGACUUCGCGUUUCUUUAAAUUUCACUCAUUCAAAGGGACGGUUUACGAAUUUUAAAGAAAUAACCGUUGAUAUUUUAAAUGACAUAAGAUAUUUGCAUAUCGCACUAUUUGAUGCAGAAAGAGCGUGGAGUUAUGCAAUGGAACUUAAAAGAGAAUCUUUGUCAACUGGGGAUACUCGUAAAAAACAUCAUUUAAUUAAUAGAUUAAAAAAGGCAGACAAAUUAAGUACUCAAUUAGAAAAAUUAUGUUCACGAGAAGCUGGAAAAGCAUAUUCAGCUUUAAUGUCUGGUUAUUUAUUAUUCGAAAAACAAUCUUUUCAAGCAGCAUUAGAUAAAUUUGCUGCAGCAAGAACGAUAUAUGAAAAAUUGUCUUCUGCGGGAACACCUCAUCAAGAAACACUUUGUCAAUCGGCAAUUGAUGAUAUAGAUCCUAAUAUUCGUUAUUGUGCAUAUAAAUUACGUAUAGGUACAGAUAGUGUUUCAGAUGUGGAAGAUCUUGUUAAAACGACUAUUAAGAAAAAUAAAGGUGUUGGUUUAGAUUUAUUAGAAGCAGAAGUUGAGUCUGUCCUCGCACAAAAUCGUCAAGUAAAAGCUGCUUCAAUAACAUCAAUUUCAUGGCGUGGUCAUAUUAUCCCACUUAAAAAUGCGGAUUUGGCAAUUUGCAUUUUGAAAACUCGUGAAGCUUCCACGAAAUUGGAAGAAGCUUUAAAUACUAAUGCAGAAGAGGCAACUAAGAUGGAAAUGUUUGAUUCACUCCUUGAGGCAUAUGGAGAUGCAGAAAGGUUCGCCAAAAAUGCCUUAAAGGAAGAUGCGUCGGAACAAAUCUCGGCGGACCUCAAUUAUGUUUAUAAUUAUGUAUCAUAUAAUUAUUUAUGUCGUAGAAUUCAACGUAAUCUAAUGCUCGUUGAUUCUCUUAAGAAACAAUUAGAGGCCCAGAAAUCUUCAGAUGAUGUCGGAUUUAUUAGUGGAAAAUAUCAAGAUAUUGUAAAAUUAUAUGAUAAUGUGUUACAGAGUUUGAAUGAAAUUAGUGAACUUUCCGAAGUUCAGAAUAACUUACCUUUAUCACAAGAAGUUGAGGCAAAGAUUUGGUUUUUUAAAGCUUGGCGGACUUUAUACGUAGCAUCCGCUUAUGCAAUUUUAAAUAAAGAAUUAGAAGCUAUUCUUUUAUAUGAACGUGCUAAUGAAUAUAAUCUUCAAGCUAAAACUUCACUUUCCAAUUUAACACCAGACAAAGAAGAUAUAUUAAUUAUUUCAAAGGAAAAUGUUGAUAAUUUGGAAUCAUUAUUAAGAAGUCAUAAAGUUAAAGCUCAUGCAGCAUUAAAUUUUUAUCAUAGUGGAGAUGAUUCUGAUAUAACAGAGAAAAUGAAUGAAUUGGGAAUUGACGAAGAAAAAUCAAAAGCGAGAAAUAAAAAGGAUGAGAUGCCUUUAAUCGAACAUCUUAAUCAAUAUCCAUUAAAUUUAUCAAUUAAUAAUGUUAAUUUAAUUAAUUUCCCUCCGGAAUUUACUGCUAUUCCAGCAAAACCAUUAUUCUUUGAUAUAGCUUCAAAUUAUAUUAAUUAUCCUUCUAAUUUGUCUCAACGUGCAGGUCAUAAACAAGGCAUUCUUGGAUUUUUUGGUGGUUUUUGGGGUUCGAGAAGAAACAAUUCAUUUUAG
Diversispora eburnea is the source of this 1806-nucleotide messenger RNA. The record is from the annotation of a GenBank genome assembly. Lineage: Eukaryota; Fungi; Glomeromycota; Glomeromycetes; Diversisporales; Diversisporaceae.